CUCUCUCUCUGAGCUGUGAGAACAAGAGUAACUCUGAUGGAUGGGUGGACAGUCAGAAGAUACACAGACAGUCGGGGGCUGGAAGAUUUUUCAUCAUCAGUGUUUGGAUCACAAACAGGAUCUACAUGUACAAUCGGAUCCACUGACCCAUCAGACACUGGAGUGUACUGGUGUCAGUCUGAAUCUGGAGAGAAAUCUCAUCCUGUUAAUAUCACUGUACACUCUGGUGUGAUUCUGGAGAGUCCUGUUCAUCCUGUGAAUGAAGGAGAUAAUCUGACUCUACACUGUUUAGAUCAGCAUUCAAGCCCAUCAAACCUCAGAGCUGAUUUCUAUAAAGAUGGAUCACUCAUCCAGAGUCAAACUACAGAGAUGAUCAUCCCUACUGUCUCAAAGUCACAUGAGGGUUUCUACUACUGCAAACACCCAGAGAGAGGAGAGUCGCCCAAGAGCUGGAUCUCAGUCAGAGCCUCAAGAUCUGAUGGUCUCAAACAAGCUGUGAUAAUUGGAGUGACUGCAGGACUGACUGUUGUAUUUUUGAUCAUUGUCUUCUUGGUCCUGCUGUGGCGCUACAGAAACAACAAAGGUGGAAGAUGUGAGUCUCCCACUGCUGUCGGUCAACAGCAGAACGUCAGUCAGACAUCAGAGCAGAACCAGAGUGAAGACAACACACUUCUGUCUGACAGUGAAAGUGGACCGACUGAGAUCACAUAUGCUGAGAUUGAACUCAAAUCUACAAACAAACAGAAGAAAAAGAAAGAAAAAAAGUCAAAAUCACUGAGAGUUGUGACGUCCUGUACUCUGAACUGAAGCUGGAAACAGGUCAAGGUGCUGGAUCUAGUGAUGUGACGUAUGCUCAGGUUAAA
Messenger RNA from Megalobrama amblycephala (Wuchang bream), 863 nucleotides. RefSeq lists its product as uncharacterized. The coding region runs from base 37 to 807 and encodes 256 amino acids. The record is from RefSeq and is a predicted model, not a curated record. Gene Ontology annotation, biological process: cell surface receptor signaling pathway. Lineage: Eukaryota; Metazoa; Chordata; Actinopteri; Cypriniformes; Xenocyprididae. Gene Ontology annotation, molecular function: transmembrane signaling receptor activity. The transcript is spliced from 7 exons.